GCACUGGAACAGGUAAGCAAGAGAUGUCUUAUUCAACCGAAGGAUGACUAGUCCGUUAAGAACUGGCAUUCUCCGCAGGGGUGUUGGGUAGUCAUUACACUCCUUUCCUUUCUGUUGUGACUGCCUGUUGGGAGUACAACGGCAAACACAUCCAGUGUAUCAGACCCGCAGGCACUUCCACCGUUUACCGUCCACGUCAGCAUAAAGCCUGGGAAUCAAAACGGCGCAGUGUCUUCCCCUCUCCCCCCGUUUGCCUCCGCUGCGUCCCAACCCCUCUCUCUUUUUUCUCCAAGACCCCCUCCCUUUCUCUCUGACGAACGAUCCUUAAAAAAUAGCCGCGACAGUGGCGGUGGUCUCAGCUCUCUCCGAGUUUCUACCGUGGAAAGAAUUGUCUGCGCUAUACACCGUUAGGUUCGUCGCAUUUGGGCAAACGCUUGGUUGUUUUUAAAAAUCGCAUCGGUUGCAAGUGAAUUAUCAUGGCAAAUUUAACGUGACCACAGGCGCGUCUUGGAGAUACCACCGAAACCAUAUCACGCGCGGUCCAGUCCAUCUCUUUUCACAACAUAAUUUACCGAGGAGAUAACCAAUUUCAUCUGCUGGGGCGCAGUGUUCUUCUAAGAAGCGCGGAACUUGGAUUAUGUAUGGUGGGAAGUGACACCGUCCACAGUCACCGUGUCGCCAGCUCGAAGAAGAGAAUAUCUCAAUAUCGUGGUGCCUGCUUUAGAUAAAAGUAGUCACUGUUUUGGAGUCGUUCACAGGAAGAAGGGGGUCUCGGACCGGUCUCAUUGCCUCGUUUUACCCAUAGCCUACUCUCUUUGCAAUUCGCCUGCUCUUGUGUGAAUCUUGAACUUGCAUUGUAACAAACAUUCACCUGAGACACUUCUAGUCGGUCACAGUGGAAGAUCCGCGUGAUACUGGUUUAUAAACACUAACGCUUUUUCCAUACGCUACUUUGUGUGUUACAGUAUUUUAUAAACGGUAAUUAUCAGUGAAGCGAGGACGCGUAUCACCUAAAGUUCGGGAACUAGAAAGAUUUCAAAUAUAAGACUAGAAUGUUCUGUUGUCAUACUGGUUGAGUGACUCACUUGACAGGUGCUUGAGACAAAAGGAACUCUGCGAAGAUUGUAACGAGUAGCUUACAGCCUGAGAAGCUAUUGACAAUGCUGUAUUGCCCCACAGCCAACCAUUUCUGAAGUAGUCAACGGUGGCGAAUAUACGUUUCGGGUUGUGUAUUCUUAAUGUUUUAAACUGUUGUGUAUGGCAGUGCGCCAACCGUAUUCAUACUUCGAAUGACCACUAAAAGACACGCGUGAAAGGGCGUGAACUUGCUUGUCUUUUAGUUUGCAUCCCAAAAGCUCGAACAUUCCUCUUCUCCAGUACACCCGCGUUCACGCAGUCGGAUCCUCAGCCAUGGACCUGAAGGCAGAUCCAGAGGAGAUGGACUGCGAGCGACCACCUCCCAUUGAAGUUUUCGCCAGCAGGUCCACGCUGCAUGGCAUCUCGCACAUGUUUACAUAUGAGCGGCUCUGCAUCAAGCGUUGUCUGUGGAUUCUGCUCUUCAUGGGGUCCGUCAGUGUACUGAUGCUGGUGUGCAUCGACAGAGUACAGUUCUACUUCGAGUACCCACAUAUUACCAAACUGGACGAAGUCUCGGCACCGCAGAUGAUUUUCCCCGCCCUCACCUUCUGCAACCUCAAUUCCUUCCGAUUCAGCCGGGUGACACGGAACGACCUGUACCAUGCCGGGGAGCUGCUCGCGCUUCUCAACGGAAGGUACGAGAUCCGUGACACUCACCUGGUGGAGGAGAACGUCCUGGAGACACUGAAGGUGAAGGCAGACUUCCACAGCUUCAAGCCGCGCCCCUUCAACAUGCGUGAGUUCUACGACCGCACGGGCCACGACAUCAAGGAAAUGCUGCUCUCCUGCAACUACAGGGGCUCUGAGUGCAGCGCAGAGGACUUCAAAGUGAUCUUCACGCGCUAUGGGAAGUGCUACACCUUCAACUCGGGCCAGGACGGACGCCCCCUACUGGUGACCAUGAAAGGAGGCACGGGCAACGGGCUAGAGAUCAUGCUGGACAUCCAACAGGACGAGUACCUGCCUGUGUGGGGGGAGACAGAUGAGACUUCGUUUGAGGCGGGCAUUAAGGUGCAGAUCCACACGCAGGACGAGCCCCCCUUCAUCGACCAGCUGGGCUUCGGCGUGGCUCCAGGUUUCCAGACCUUUGUCUCCUGCCAGGAACAGCGGCUGACCUACCUGCCCCCUCCGUGGGGAGACUGCAAAUCCACUCCGAUGGACUCAGACUUCUUCAGCAGCUAUAGCAUCACGGCCUGCCGCAUCGACUGUGAGACACGCUACCUGGUAGAGAACUGCAACUGUCGCAUGGUGCACAUGCCAGGUGAUGCCCCAUACUGUACCCCAGAGCAGUAUAAGGAGUGUGCGGACCCUGCACUGGACUUCCUGGUGGAGCGAGACAAUGACUACUGUACUUGCGAGACACCCUGCAACAUGACACGCUUUGGGAAGGAGCUGUCCUUCGUCAAGAUCCCCAGCAAGGCUUCCGCCAAGUACCUGGCCAAGAAGUUCAACAAGACGGAGGACUACAUUGCGGAUAACAUCCUGGUGCUGGAUAUCUUCUUCGAGGCACUGAAUUAUGAAACAAUCGAACAGAAGAAGGCCUAUGAGAUAGCCGGGCUUCUUGGUGACAUUGGAGGGCAGAUGGGUCUCUUCAUUGGCGCCAGCCUCCUGACCAUCCUGGAGCUGUUCGACUAUCUCUACGAGGUGAUCAAGUUCAAGGUGUGUCGCUGCACCAAAGACAAACACAAGCGCAGCAACAACAACGACCGUGGAGCCGUGCUGAGCCUGGAUGAUGUGAAGCGUCACGCACCCUGUGAGAACAUGCGCACACCUUCCACCUAUCCUGCCAACAUGCUACCUCACCACCCUGCACAGGGCAACUUUGAGGACUUCACCUGCUGAGCCAAUCACAGUGGAGGGGCGAGGGGAGGCAAGGGGAGGGGAGGGGAGGGGGGACUUGCUCAGUGGCACUCGAACAGGUCAUCCCACAUGUCCAAGAAACCACACUGACAUUUCAACCUGUCAGAUUCUGAAAGGAGAAACCACCUUGAGGAACAACAACGAUCAUCUCAUCUCACCGUCUAACAACCCCUUAAAAAGUGUUAUGAUGUAUGUAACAAAUGGAACUUUUUUUCAAAAAAACAAAAUGAUGUUUUUGAACAUUCGGACUUUGGACCACUGCCUCAAAGAGGGUGUGAUUUUGAUUUCAUGUCAGUUGUUUUUACGUCUCUCACCAUCACAGACCUCCCUCACCCAGGGGCUGUCAAAGGAAACGAACCGCAGCUGUAGGCUACUGUCCUAUCAGCUGGCUCUCAACCUAUACUAUCGAUUCCAUUGCCUUCAGUGUAAAUAGCAGACACACUAAACUCCCUUGGAGAUAAGUGGCUUGUAGGUCCGGUAGAGUAAUGUAGUGCUUCGCCAGACUGCUGCUGAUUCUAGAACCGGUCCAAAACAGCCGGAUCGGGCCGAGAACCAGCUGUUCUCUGGGUCCCACCUCUGUAAAUGUAGCAACCGCUUUUCAUUUUUGCCGCGGGGCUGGAAAUCUGAUAGCUCUGUGGCGGUGAUCUUCUCUUCUUUCUUCUCUUCUCGUUACUCGUAUCAGAAUGUAUCCUCAGUGAGGUGAGGUGAGGUGUGUGUGUGUGGUGUGUGUAUGUAUGUGUGUGUGUGUGUGUGUGUCUGUGCGUUGAGCAGCUGGAGGGUGGCAGCGGUCCUCUGUCGCUGUGUGUGUGUGUGCUCGCUCACUCACGCUGUGCUGUGUCGUACUUUUCGGGGGUUCAUCUCGUGAAUGCAUGCUCGUACUCGUCCUCCUCUGCAUGAGCUCAUCAGUAUUUUUUUUUACAGUUAUGGGUAUUAUUAUUAUUAUUGUUAUUAUUAAUACUAUUGUCAUUAUCAUUGCCAAGUUUGCCUCAAUUAUAUACAGGUAUUCAAGGAGGAUUUUCGCCUAUCGUUAACUCAGAUGUAUUUUGUGUACGUGUUCAUGUAUGCGUGUAUGUGUGUGAAUGUUUGUGUGCACCUGUAUUGGGAGGGAGGGUUGCUUUCAUGUUUGUGUGUGUGUGUUGCUCGUACAAGACUGUUUGCUUGUACUUUUAUUUAGGCCACCUGAGUGCCUGUGUGUGUAUAUAUACUGUAGCUGCCAACAGCACAGCAGUAUAGCUGUCAGCAGUGGAUUGGAUAUGUGUGUGUGUGUGUGUGUGUGUGUGUGUG
Molecule: messenger RNA, 4281 nt
Organism: Clupea harengus (Atlantic herring)
Lineage: Eukaryota; Metazoa; Chordata; Actinopteri; Clupeiformes; Clupeidae
Gene: asic1b
Product: acid sensing ion channel subunit 1b
Biological process (GO): sodium ion transmembrane transport
Cellular component (GO): plasma membrane
Molecular function (GO): ligand-gated sodium channel activity
Source: RefSeq, a predicted model, not a curated record